Messenger RNA from Heterobilharzia americana, 1359 nucleotides. The record is from the annotation of a GenBank genome assembly. Lineage: Eukaryota; Metazoa; Platyhelminthes; Trematoda; Strigeidida; Schistosomatidae.
AUGGCUUUUCUGAAAAGUCAAAGGCUACGGAAUUACUCAUCCAAAUUAAUUCCAACUUCAUUUGAUGUACCACUUUGGAACAGUCAGGUUGAUCAAGUCAUACGUUCGUCACCAAAAUCAAAUGCCAACAAACAUUCUUUUUGUAAUUGGGUCAAUUGCUUGUCGCCUUCUGCACGCCGGAUAUGGGCUCAUGAUGAUAUUCUUUUCAAACUACCAGUAUCAUUGCAACCAGUUCUCAGCGAAUUUGUUCAUGAUGAAACGUAUCAAACUGAUUCCACAGUUGGUCUUUCGACAUUUACUGAGGUAGGGCCAAGAUUAUAUCGGUCCGGAAACAAGGUAGCUGAUGAAUGUGAUGAUCGUAUCCGUCGUUUAGCAGAACGUUGUUCACUCGCAAAUAGCUUUCAACUAUUUGUAGAUGCUGAAGAUGGUUUUACUGGGAUUGGGUUUCGACUUUUAGAGAAUAUCACUGAAGAGUUUCCAAAAGCAUUCAUUUUUUCAGUUCCUAUCUAUAACACAUCAAUUGUAUCACGUAUGAAUAUGCGCUUACAAAAGAUAGCUAGUGUGAAUCAGUUAUGCCUGCUUAACAUCUUGGAGUCAUCUGGAGAUUUUCUGAGUCAUGGAUGUUGGCUGCCUAUGGAUAUAUCAGAAUUAAGUGAUCAUCACCAUUCUUGUCAAAAAAUGAGUGUUUUGGCUUCUGUUCUGGAUACAAUUACAACACCUUCAAAGUUGGCGCAUAAAUUAGGUGGUUUAAAUUUGGGGAAUCUUUUCUCGAUGACAAGUUAUACACAAGGUAGAAAAAUGCUCACUGUACAAACUGGUGUUUGUUGUGAUACAGCAAGCGAUGAUCAGCUAUCCUGGUACAACCUCAAUCCUUAUUAUAAUCAAGGAAAGAGAAUAUUUGGUGAAAGUAUGUCACCUCAACCUGUCCUUUGGCGUCAGUUUACGUCUAGAGGAAUAAAAGAUUCUAUACUAAUGGACAGUUUGUGGAAGAUAUGCAAUGAAACAAAUGAUUCCAAUAAGUUUGUUAAAAAUUCAGUAGAUAGCUUAGAUAUCCCAUUUUUAUGUGCAUCAGGAUUAGCUCGUUCAAUUUACACAUUACCCGAUUACCCCUUGCAGACUUCUGCAAUGAAACAAGUCAAUCCAUUAGCACAUUGUAAACAGUAUACAAAUACAUAUGCAGCAUGUAUUAUCGACGCGCCUAACACUAAUUCCUAUGAAUCAAAAACACUAGAAAAACUUGUGAAGUCUUUAUUACCUCAUAAAUAUCAUCCAUUAGAUAGUUUUAUGGAAGUGGAGACAUGGAAUGAUUUUUUGGAGUCUGUACAAACACGUUUAGUCGAUUCAUAUACGCGUGAAUAA